Messenger RNA from Rotaria sordida, 432 nucleotides. Lineage: Eukaryota; Metazoa; Rotifera; Eurotatoria; Philodinida; Philodinidae. The record is from the annotation of a GenBank genome assembly.
AUGCCAUUAAACUUUCGUGAAAUUCAUGGUGAUCUUUUUUCGGCUUCAUCAAAUACAUCACUUGCACAUUGUGUUUCAAGAGAUAUGAGUAUGGGGAAAGGCAUUGCAACAUUAUUUCGUGAUAAAUUUGGUCAAAUCGAUGAACUUAAAAGUCAAAAUGUACCAAUUGGUGGUUGUGCUUAUAUUACUGCAGAUGAUCGUUGUGUUUUUUAUUUGGUAACAAAAGAAAGAUACUUUCAUAAACCAACUAUGACUACAUUAGAAUCAAGUCUUCGAGUUAUGCGAGAUUUAUGUAUGAAAAAUAAUGUUCAUCAUUUGGCAAUGCCUCGAAUUGGUUGUGGAUUAGAUAAACUUAAUUGGAAUCAAGUAUCUAAAUUAAUUCAACAUGUAUUUGCAGAAGAUGAUAUUGAAAUUACGAUUUAUACUAUCUAA